AUGGCUGCAAUUUGCUCCAGAAUUUUCCUCUUCUACAAUCUCAUCUACACAAUCUUCCUCUCUCUCAUUCCAAAAAAACUCAGACAUUACCUCCCUUCUUCAUACAAUCCACACCAACAACAACAACAACAGAUCCACGACCUCACCACCACCACCACUCCAUUACUUCCACCUCCAUCAACACCGCGUUCUUCUCGCAUGGAUUCCGACCAACUCCACCGCAUCUUCCAGAUGUUCGACAAAAACGGAGAUUCCAGAAUCACCAAACAGGAGCUCAACGAGUCCUUAGAGAACAUGGGGAUAUUCAUCCCAGACUCGGAUCUAGUUAAAAUGAUCGAAAACAUCGAUGAAAACAACGACGGAUGUGUUGAUAUCGACGAGUUUGGUGCUCUGUACAAAUCGAUCAUGGACGACAGGGAAAACGAGGAGGAUGUGAUGGAAGCCUUCAAUGUGUUCGAUCAAAAUCGAGAUGGGUUUAUCACUGUGGAAGAAUUGAGAUCGGUGUUGGAGUCGCUAGGGCUGAAGCAAGGGCGGCAGGCGGAUGAUUGCAGGCGGAUGAUCAUGAAGGUGGAUGUUGAUGGUGAUGGGAUGGUUAGUUUUACGGAAUUUAAAGAGAUGAUGAGAUCAGGUGGGUUUUCCGCCAUGGCUCAAAAUUAA
Lactuca virosa is the source of this 657-nucleotide messenger RNA. Lineage: Eukaryota; Viridiplantae; Streptophyta; Magnoliopsida; Asterales; Asteraceae. The record is from the annotation of a GenBank genome assembly.